Gekko japonicus is the source of this 2673-nucleotide messenger RNA. RefSeq names its product FCH and double SH3 domains 1 (gene FCHSD1). The transcript has 19 exons. Bases 1 to 2037 code for a protein of 678 amino acids. The record is from RefSeq and is a predicted model, not a curated record. Lineage: Eukaryota; Metazoa; Chordata; Lepidosauria; Squamata; Gekkonidae. Gene Ontology annotation, biological process: regulation of actin filament polymerization; neuromuscular synaptic transmission. Gene Ontology annotation, cellular component: neuromuscular junction; recycling endosome. Gene Ontology annotation, molecular function: protein binding.
AUGGCCACUUUGGAGAGAGGACUCGAUGGUGGUGUUGUGUACGCGGACCGCCAAGAGAGGACCACCUGUCCCUCUCAGUGCGUGCAGAUUAAGCCCAUCCAGGAGGUGAAGGUGCGCUUUGUGGAGCAACUGUCCAGCCUGCAGAGCAAGCAGCAGCGGGAGCUGGAACUCCUGGAGGACAUCAGGUCCUACAGCAAACAGCGAUCUGCCAUCGAGAGGGAGUAUGGGCAGGCGCUCCAGAGACUGGCGAGUCCGUUCCUGAAGAGAGAGUGGCUGCGGGGCCGGAGUGAGAGCAGCGACUGCAGGAGUGUUUUUACCGUCUGGAAGGGGGUGAUCGAUGGCACCGUCUGCUCCGGCCAGGCCCGGGUCGCUGCCUCCGAUAACUAUCGCACCGUAAGCACAGAGGCAGCUAAAACCGCUCGGGUGUCCAAAGAGCACCUGCUCAAAAAGGGCAUUGAGCAGCUGCUGAGUACGCAGGCGGAACUGCUGGAGUCCGUGAAGGAAGUCGGCAAAAGCAAGAAGCAUUACGUGCAGCUGCAGCGGACCAAUGAGGUGUCCCGGGAGAAGGCUGCUGACGUGGAGGCCAGGCUCCGGAGGAGCGACCAUGGCAUAUUUCACACCAAGGGCAGCUUGCAGAAGCUCAGUGCCAAGUUCUCUGUGCAGCUGGCCGAGAAUUCGCAGCAGCUGCUGUUGGCCCAGAACGAGUACGCCCUGAUGCUGGUGGCUGUCAAGGCCCACCUCGAGCACUACUACCAGAAAGAGCUGCCUGCCGUCAUCCAGGUGUGCCGGGAGCAGAACCUCCUCCUGUUCCUGCAGGAUAACGCUGCCUUCUCACCAACGGCCGCCCAGCCCUUCCAGCCGGAAGGAGCAGACCAGGUGGUUUCUCUCCUGGUUGACAGUGGGCUGGAAAAGGAAGCCCGUCGCUGGGCCAGUCGGGCAGCCAAAGAUUAUAAGAUCCAAACUGUCAGUGAGCAGGUUCUGCAGAGAAUGGAAGCCCGAAGGCAGCAGGUCAAUGAGACAGAGAUGUCCGGCAUGGAGAAAAGGAUGGAAGACUUGAAGGAAAAUAUCCGGAAGGCAGAGGUCAGCAAGGUGAAGGCGGAGGCUCGGCUGUUGCUGCUGCGGCAGGCUGGCUUGGAUGUAGACCCCUGGCUAGCCAGUGCCAUGGGGCAAGUCCUGGAUGAAAUCGAGCAAGAGCGGCGGCUCAGCGAAGCACGCAGAUCCGAGAGGGGCUCCACUCCAGCGGCAGAGGAAUUCGAUCCGGCCGAGUUUGAAGAUUAUGACGACAGCACAGAACUGUUUGAGGACACUCGGCCGAGCCCGGGCAUGACCCGCACCUACCCUUCGUCUUGCAGAGUGUUCUUCCCAUACCAGGCCUGCCAGUCUGAUGAGCUGACCAUUGUCCAGGGGGAGGAGCUGGAGGUCCUAGAAGAUGGCGACGUGGAGGAAUGGGUCAAGGCACGCAACCAGGCAGGACAGGUUGGCUACGUCCCUGAGAAAUACCUCCUCUUCCUGGAUUCCGUGGGCAGAACCUGUGUAGUCCCAGAUGGGGGCAGCCAGGAGGGCUCUUCAGAGAAGAAGAAGGAGCUGACAGACCUCAUGCUGGAGCCCGGAGCCUGGCUAGUCCGGGCCCUGUAUGACUAUGAAGGGCAGAGCCCGGAGGAGCUCAGCUUCCCAGAGGGAGCCAUCAUCCGAGUGCUGCCCCGCGAGCAGGGGACGAUUGAUGAUGGCUUUUGGAAAGGGGACUUCAAUGGGAGAGUUGGCGUCUUCCCGUCCUUGGUGGUGCACGAAAUCAUGGGCGCUCCCAGGGGAGCUGAGCAGGAUUUGCCUUCCCCCGCACCUCCCGAAGGCUCCCCUCCAGUCCUGGACCCGACGGUAGCGUCUCCUGCAGAAGCACUUGUGGGGGGUAACUGGCGAGGAAGCACAGCCAGUGAGCAUAGUUCUCCUGACCUGAACAUGCCUCGUAUUCGUCCAGUUCGGGCUCCCCCCCCUCCACCGCUGAAGGCCCCAGAAGCCGACUCAUCGCCUGGCCGUGGUUAACUCUGAUAAGCUCCCAGAGGAGGCCUGACUGCUUAGGACAGCUUUGGGUCCUUGGGUGCCACAGUACCCCCACCUCCAGCUGUUUCUUCUGACGAGACCUCUUAGAUGCUCUGCUGUGUGGCCACUCUAGAGCCUCAUUCCAGACCCUUGCAAGGAGGCCAGAUGAUGGUGGGACGAGGGUGCCAAAAGGCACAUUGCCUGCACGCUGCCCCUCUCCCCAGCAGCCCUGGGGACCACUUCUGCAGCACAGAAGGAGGUGCCCAAAGAGUGUCUCUGCUUGCACUGUUACCAAGUCCUGCGGGCCAGCACCUAGAGAUGGCACACCCUGUCCUGCGCCAAAAGUCUCCCUGGACCCCAGCUGAGGCUAUGCAAGCAUUUUCCCUCUCUGGGGCGGGAGCUGGUCUCUCCCUCAGCCUUCAAUGCUGCUAGCUAACUUCACCUGUGUCUUCCCUUCGCCUGUCGGGGCCACCGGUGUGCCUUUUCCCAUCAGAACACAGAGUACGAAGUGCUCCUUCUCUCGUUCCGCCAUUAGUUCUUUGCGGUCCCCUGCAGAGCGAGCUGCCUUCUGUGUGGCGUUGACAGAGGAAUUGCCGUGUUGUCCGUUGCCCAAUAAAGAGACCUCACUCAAGCCAUGUC